Messenger RNA from Bombus pascuorum, 4072 nucleotides. RefSeq names its product UDP-glucuronosyltransferase 3A1-like. Gene Ontology annotation, molecular function: UDP-glycosyltransferase activity. The transcript has 4 exons. Lineage: Eukaryota; Metazoa; Arthropoda; Insecta; Hymenoptera; Apidae. Bases 1289 to 2806 code for a protein of 505 amino acids. The record is from RefSeq and is a predicted model, not a curated record.
AUAAAAACAUUCAAAAAUUAAUUUAAAAAUUAUUACAUUACAUUAACUAUAAAAAAUUAUUAAUAUUCUAUAUACAGUAUUAUCAGUCAAUACAAUUUGUAGAUUAGACAAUCUUUUUCGACCAUAAAAGACAUUGAUACAUUUAUUAUAGUGUACAAAAAUGUGAAUAAAUAGAACAGAGUGUGUGUGAAAACUACUGCGCAAGUACUUCUAUAUUCAUCAAGAAUUUAAUCGGUAUUACUAGUGAACUUAACCUCAACUCGCUACAUCAACAUCUCAAUUUUUCUUACGUUACUAUAUAUUUAUUCUAUGUUUAAAGGAUUUAAUUAAAUUGUUACAUUAGCAUCAUAUGAUAAUAUCACACAUCAUGCCUAAAUAGAGUGCACGCAUUCGUAUCUAGAGCUGGAGCGUAUAUUUUCAGGAACUUUUAGCCGCUUCGUGUGUGAAACAUUCUUCUUGUUCAGAGGCAAAGUUUGCUUACGAAAGCUGCGUGUUACGACUUGCGACUUACGACCCACGCGAUAGUUUACGCUUCAUGGUGAUUCUGUGUGUUAUAGAAUCAGUCACUGGUGGACCUAAUAUUCAUCUUUCCUCGGACUAAACUGUCUAGCGUUCUCUACGCAAAGUCUACGUACUCCGUCUAAAAAAAAGCAGUGUUGUUUAUCUAUGUAAUUUGUGAGAGUAUAUACCUAAGGUGCGAAAAUUGUACCUUGUGUAUAUCACAUAUUUUAAACAGGUGUCCAAAACCUAAAUUGUACAGAUUCGUGUAUGUUGUAGAAUAAAUGAAACGCAUUCAUCGAAACUUAUAUUGUGUCUUGUAUUAACUAUUACAUCAAUUGUACACAUAUAAGGUGCCUAUAUAGAGCAUACACGUAUAUAGAACAGAAGUGUUUUCUAAAGAAAAAACCUCUAAUUGGUGAUUUGUAAACUCGAGGAAUAAAUGAAUAUAUCGUAUUUAUAUAAGUGUUUUCGAAAGAUGAAAUUGGUGGGGAAUUAGUGAUUUGGAAACUGGAGAAUUUAACGACUUACUAAUAAUAAACUGUUUUCAUAUAUGAAUUAACGGAUGGUAGGAAAUAGUGCUGUUUUAUUAAGAACUCCCGGGACGGUUUUUUCGUUUUCUUUUUUUAGCGAAUGAUUGAUGCAGUUUCGAAAUCGUGAUUAAUGUAGCGAUAACUGACUGAAGAUUGCUCGAAAUUAAAAUGAACGCGGUUUUACAUAUGUAAUACGGCUAUCUUCGCAAUUUUUCUUCUAAAUGUACUAAAAAUAUUAUCUUUUCAAGUAAACGUUUAUGGAUUUAAUCUUUAUCGAUCGUUACUAUUGUUCGAUCAAAAUGUCGGUAAUUAUUACGUCAUACCUACUUAUGUAUUUGGCGAACAUAAUUCACGGUUCCACAUUAAUUGCACCCCCGCAAUCGGCAGUGGUUGUCGCUUUCGAGGAUAUCUAUGACAUAUCUUUAUUAGCCAACACUUUGUCGGAUGAAGGGAUCGAUACAACGUUAAUUAUACCGGAGUCCAACGAAGACGAAGUUUACGAAACUUUGAUCGAUGUUGAAGUGCUCACAGUGAAAGUCGAAGUUGAUGGAUCUGCAUAUUCUACAAAGAAAACGAUUCAAGCGUGUGAAGCUUUGUUAAAAGAUGAACAAAUCGCGAAGAAGAUACAGGAAAUUCAACCUACCUUCGCCAUAUUUCCUGCACUUUGGCACGAUGGAUGUUUGCUGCCAUGGGCAAGAGCUAUUGAAUCUAUUCCAGUGAUAUGGACGCGCAAUCGAGAAGAAGAUCUGUAUGUUUUCGAAUAUACUGGUGCCGCUUUAUCGGUUCAGAAUACACAAGUUUGGACCCGGUUGUGGACGAGUACUAUAAGGAGGUCAAUAUUCUCCACGGCUCGGAAUGAGUACACGGUGUAUGCUCUCCGGAUAGUGGGAAAAUACUUGCCAGAUAUCAGUCUCGAUUUAGAUAAUCUAUACGCUGAUGUUCGCCUUAUACUUUGGGACGCUGACGUUAUCCUACGCUCGGAUUAUGCAUUACUCACCCAGCUGAUAGUGGAAAUCGGCUGUCAUCACUGCAGAGGGGCACAUCCAUUACAAAGCGACCUACACAAAACUCUGAUCGAGUAUCGAGUGGGUACUAUUGUGUCUCUUCUGGAUGAAAAUUAUGAGACGUUAAUUAGGGAGCUUGCACAGAAAUUACCUCAAGGCAGGGAGGGCCAAGCAGUAGUUUGGAAAAACAUGAAAUGGCAAAAUUCAAAUAAUGCUCUGCCAGAGAAUCUUUUCGUUCAGUCGAAAAUUGAUCGGCAAGACUUAAUAGGUUAUGGACGUACAAGAGUGGUGUUAAGUCAUUGUGCAACCACAGAGCUCCUUGAAGCUGCCUUCCAUGGAACUCCAGUCAUAUGUUUCCCCAGAAAUCCCAACGAAUUUAAAAACGCUGCACGAGCGGUUCAAUUAGGCUUCGCACGUUCCGCUGAAAAGAUUCAUAUUUCAUCUGGUGAAGAACUAGCUGAUAUGGUGACUCAGAUUCAUGAAACUAUGGACUACCGCGAGAAUGCUAGAAAAGUAUCUUUAACCAUUCGUGAUAGAAUAAAUCCUGCUGUGGAUAGGUUAAUCUAUUGGUUACGUUACAUGGCAAGGACAAAGGAUUGGAACUUAGACUUCCUAACUCCAGUCAGUCCAGCGAAGACCUUGAAUGAAGAUGUCCAAUUCUUACUUGGUCUUGUCGUAGGUACUAUAGUUGGAUUGUUUUCGGCAAUAGGUUGUAUGAUAGCAAAAUAUUUAGUCUUAGCUAAAACAUUAAAGGGAAAAUAUACGCAAUAAAAAUGUGGUUGAUCUAAAAGAGGAGAAAAAAAAACAUGGAUUCGAUAGGAUGGAUAAUUACGGACACGUUUCGCAUAUGUAUUUAUAUAAAUGCACGUAGAGUACAGGUACAUACAAAUACAAAUGUUACGAGCUAGGGUUUAUCUCAUUGCUAAUGAAGAGAUGUAACUAUUACGAGAAUACUUGAUCGAUAAGAUUGAUUGAUGAUUGAUUGCUUGCUUGGAAAAAGCUAGAAAGUAUGAUGUAGCGUAUUAUCAACGACGAGGAGAGAAAAAUAAAUUACAAUUUGUCAAUACUGCGCUCUGUAUGUCGUCUCGUUGCACGAGUGCUCGCUCGUGUGCGUUAUCGCCUAAAUCCUUACAAACGUACGGACGAAUCAGUACUUAUAGUUCAUUCGAUUCUCUUUCUCUCUAGCUCGUUCGCUCUCUCUCUCUCUCUCUCUCUUUCUCUUUUAAGGCCAUGUUCCUCUAAUUAGAUCAGCUGCCUUUGAUUAUGCCGUUCAAACAGAGAUUGAUUUAUUCAUGCAACGAAUAUACAGAAUGUUUCAUUCUAAGCUUUGAUAUUUCAUAUUAUUCAAAUUAUUUCAAUGUCGAGAUUUAAAUGAGAUUUCAAUGUUAUCAUUGUUUAUUUUCACGUCCCCUUUUUAUUCUGUUUUUGUAAUUUAUGAAAGAUGUACAUUAGAUUAAUUUGUAUAUGUGAAAUCUUGUAAACAAAUGAAAGAUAUGAAAAUAGGUUUUUUUCAUAAUCUUUGUAGAAUAAUAAUAAAACAUCUUUCACUUGUAACGAAUAAUUUUCGGAAUCGUUCAAAGAUAUAAACUAAAUAUAACACCCUGUAUAUUCGCAUAUCAUUACUAUCGACACAUGUCAUCAAACAAUUCGUUACCUCAUAUAGAUUUAAGAAAAAAAGAUCAUCGUCACGUAAGACGGGUGUAAAAAAAACUGAUCUUCGUAUAAAAUAUUGGUCAUUGUAAAAAGAAGAAAAAAAUACAGAGUAAAAAGCUGUACAUAUAUUCAGUAUAAAAAAUUGUUUUAGUAUAAAAAAGAAGAUUAAAAAAUUGUCUUGUAAAAGCGAAAAAUCAUCGAGCAAUCGUAAUUAAGAGAUCGCGACACAUGAUCAAUUCGGACUUCGUAAUUGACUAGACUGUGAUCCAUCUAGAUCAGCGUGGCUGAAAUGCGACGAAACGGUAGCUUCCACUUCGCGCAAUGAGAUAUUAUAGAACGUUACUCCCUAUGAAGAAAUACAAUGAAAUAUACUGAUGAAAGUUG